UAUAUUUUUAACUUGCUCCAUCCUUCCUAACCAAUUGACUGACAUUUGUCAUAAGUCUAACAUUUUUUUAUCCUAAUUAACGAUUAUUUAUAAAUAUCAAAUAUUAUUUUAAAGUUUCUCAAAACAAAAGACUAGAUUGUAAAUAAAAAACUCAUGAUUAUUUUAUCGAGUUGAUUUUUAAAUAUUUCAUACUAAAAAUUAGCGAUAAGUCAGGGCAGGUUCACGCAGAUUUUUGCAAUUGUGCUGACGAUUUUCAAAGGAUUUAAAUUUUGUUCAAAUCGUCCAUCGAUGAUACGUAACAUUUAUUAUAUAUGAAAAUAAGGAUUUGAAUCAACGAAAUUUAUUAAACCAACAUUGACAUUUAAAAAUUACUGAGACUUCUCCGGGAUAACAAGAAUGGAGGACAUGCAAGAAGAGCCACAAUUUGUCGUCGAUGAUGUCAGUAAAAUAAUAAAAGAAGCUAUCGAAGUAUCCAUAGGCGGUGAUGCCUAUCAACAGAACAAAGUCGCUCAGUGGACCUCUCACGUCGUGGAAAGUUGUCUAGGAAGUCUCACUAAAUUACAAAAACCCUACAAAUAUAUUGUGACGUGUACAAUAAUGCAAAAAAAUGGAGCCGGAUUACAUACCGCGAGUUCAUGUUUUUGGGACAACACAACCGAUGGCAGUUGCACAGUCAGAUGGGAAAAUAAAACCAUGUACUGCAUAGUGUCCGUUUUCGGUCUCGCAAUCUAGAGUAUCCAUAAAUUUUAUUCCCUUAACUUUAAAAUGAACAUCCUCAGUCUUUUAUCUUAAAUUGUUAGCCAGCAUUAUUACUUGCUGCUAAAUUUAUUGACAUAAAUUAACUCCUUAGAUUAAUUUUCCAUUUUAUAUAAAAUUUUAUUGUAAAACUGCACAAAUUUAAUUUAAAAUUAUCGUCAUGUCUCAGCACCUCUUAUCAAUUAAAAUCUUUCUAUUACCGCUUAUAAAAAUAACUAAUCAUUUACUAAUUAAAUUAAUUAUCAGUUAUAUUUAUAUAUGAAAUAUUAAUUAAGCUGCGAGCUGUAAUCAUAAA
Molecule: messenger RNA, 1051 nt
Organism: Microplitis demolitor
Lineage: Eukaryota; Metazoa; Arthropoda; Insecta; Hymenoptera; Braconidae
Gene: Dlc90F
Product: dynein light chain Tctex-type
Exons: 3
Coding region: 397-732 (111 amino acids)
Biological process (GO): microtubule-based movement
Cellular component (GO): cytoplasm; cytoplasmic dynein complex
Molecular function (GO): dynein intermediate chain binding
Source: RefSeq, a predicted model, not a curated record